UUUUUUGAACACACAAACAAGCAAGGAGCCACCUCCCGGACGUUUUUUUCUUCAACUUCACCGUUUUGAAAAUUCGACUCCCGCGUCAAAUCAAAUGGGAGGAGAGAGAAAUCAAAAGCUACCAAAUCCAAGUCGAACAAAAAUACCUGUCGUCUUCCCUCGAUUUCGAAAAUCGUGGAAGAUGUCUUGGGCUCUUGAAGUUCAGAAUCGAAUCAAAAUGAAAAUGGCGUGGAAGACGAUGAUUGAGCUUCGUUCGUUCGUUAGCUCACUUCUUGGCAUUUGCUUCUAGUCGUUUCCGUUGCCUUUUCUCGUCAACACAUCUUCUCCGCCAUCGCGACCAUGACGCCUCAUUCUUCCCCACGCCUUUGUAGCUCUGGCUCUCCUUUGACGAAAACAAGCGCAACACCUUCGAAAUCACAUCACCCUCGGACGCGACGAACUCGCCGUGGACAGGGAAACAAGAAGCAAAAGACAGAUCAAGAGAAUUUCGACCCGCGAAACAAACCAAACGGCAAUGGUAACAAGCAUUCUUGCAUCGCUGGCAAACCCGGGCUAAACAGCAGGGACGACGAGGGAUCCAUUGGGGCUGACUCUUUCAAGGACACCACCAAAGUCAACAAACAAUAUGUGGCGCUCGAUUGUGAGAUGGUGGGUGUGGGUCCUGGUGGUAAGCGAUCCGUUCUAGCUCGCGUCACUGUAGUAGAUUGGAACGGAAAGCCUCUCCUGGAUACGUUUUUGAAGGUCCACGAGAAAGUCACAGAUUACCGGACCUUUGUCUCGGGCGUCAAGCACGGUGAUCUAACGGGUCCCAAUGCCAUGGAUUUUGGAGUUUGCAGAAAGAAGGUCAUCGAGCUGCUUCGCAACAAUGUGCUCGUUGGACAUGCAGUGCACAACGAUUUGAAUAUCAUGAAGAUCAUACAUCCCCUGGAGGACGUGCGUGACACGAGCAUGUAUGAGCCCUUCAUGGUAGUGGACCACUACACUGGUUAUCUCCGCCCACAAAAGUUAAAGAAUCUAUCGAAGGUCUACCUCGGCCGAACGAUCCAGGAAGAAGGCACUUGCCACGACAGUUGCAUCGAUGCCCAAACCGCCCUCGACCUCUACAAGUCAGUUCAGACUGAUUGGGAAAGCGCCGUUUCCCAAGCACAGACGCACUAUGCCGCAUUUGGUCCACCCUUUGGACGAUACCAAUACCAAGGAAGCUACAACUAAAUGAACAGAGACCUGAAAGGACGUAAUGCAAAACUCAAAAGGGAGGCCCAAUGCACUGGGAACGCGUUAGAAAGCAACCUUCAAUUAAAAUAGUCAAAAACUGAUC
This is a messenger RNA of Seminavis robusta, 1318 nucleotides long. The record is from the annotation of a GenBank genome assembly. NCBI's taxonomy places the organism in Eukaryota, Bacillariophyta, Bacillariophyceae, Naviculales, Naviculaceae.